AGAGCAAUCUGCCGAACGCAACGGAUUCCCCCUGCCAGAGCGACGACCUUCACCGCCACGCGAUCGCAAGGGCUCGGGCUCGACAUUGAAUGCGGACGCUUGCUUCUUGUGGCUUGAUGAUCUGCCAGCCUAUGUCACGCGCGAGCAUGUCGUGGCCGAAGCUAACGCGGCUGGCUGCCCUGUCACGUAUGCCAGAGUCGUCUACAGAGACAAAUUGUCCGUGGCGUGAGUGCGCGCUCGGCUUGAGCGGCAAUGCACCAAUUCGGCUCACUCGGUGCACGUACACUCUCCAGCCAACUCGCGUACGAAUCGCUCGAGCAACAACGCCAUGCGUUUCACGCCCUCAAUGGCAGACUCGGGCUCGGAAUGAGACUGCGCCCUGCGAUUCGUCACCCUCGAUGGUUGCCUGACGAACGUGCUGGAGCGGAGCUAGCGUGGACAGCCGAGCCCGUUCGUCGAGACUCGAGGCCAGUCACCGAUCAUACUACGAGCAAGGAAAGAACUCGCUCUCCCGUCAAGCAAAGCCGCGGUGCAGAGCUCAAGAGCUCGACUUCGGGUGCACAGCGCCGUCGUGCCUCGCGCCAGCAAGCAGAAGAGCGCUUCGCUGCAAAACGCAAGCGGCUACAGCAAGCUCUGGCCGAUUUGGACAGGGAAGAGCGCCGUAGCAAGCGAAGUAGCAGGUCUAAGCGCGAGUCCAUCUCGCCGCCAUCGAAGAAGAGCAGGUCCAGCGGCAAGUCCAAACGUGAGCCUCCAUCGUCACCCAAAAGGACAAGCAAGCGAAAUGAGGGCUCCAAGCGAGAGCAUUUGUCCUCGCACAGGCCUGCGAGUAGAAGAAGCAGUCGUUCUGAUCGAGAGCCUGAAAAUGCUGGCAAAUCGGCCCGCGCACGUUUGUCAGGCCGUGUCACACCGCCCAUGGAUCGUGUCAAGCGACACAUGCCCCCUGAGCAGGCUGUCGCCCAGGAAGACUCUCUCACUAUGGCACGCAUCAGUCAGAGUCAAAAGCGCCCGUUGGUAGGCGUCACACCUGAGCGCGCCUUGCCACCCAGCGAGGUGGCUCCUUGGCUGGAUCGCACAACCUGGGCCAUGUCUACCAGGGCGGUGGGCACUGGCAGCAAUACCUUUGCGCUGGCGGCGCACCGAAAUGGGCACUGGAGCUUUCCUUCGCCAUCAGACGCUGCACAUGCUGAGUCGCAAAGCUCGGAAGUUUACGCGAUGGGUGGUGGUCAGCCUCUAGGUGACGCGAGUGUGAAUGUCUCCCCGAGCAGAAGAAUGCCGGUCUUUAGCCCUGCACCGCCAGAGCCGGGUGUGCCCAGCGUGGUGCCGACUGGCCUUGUCUCUGCAGCAGAGGAUGACGAUGCGCCCUCGAGUAACUUUCCAAAUGGCACCGCAGAAAGUGACUCUUGCCCCUCGCUUCGCCACCCUACGCUCGACAGCGACGCGCGCGCUGCCUUUGACUUUCCAGCUGGACCCGACAGUCAGACGGAGGGUCACGCGAGUCAAGUCCUUUGCACCUCUGCCAACUCGAGUCGCGCUCUUCGCAAAGAUUUUGCCAUCGCCGGACAGUCCCGCACAGGCAAAGCACUCUAUGUGCGCUUUGCCUGACCACACGCUUCCCACAACUUAGCGCAUAGACCACACCAGCUCUUCGCUCGCCUCACAGCUAGUAUCUGAACGUGAAACCUGAGAA
Molecule: messenger RNA, 1687 nt
Organism: Ceraceosorus guamensis
Lineage: Eukaryota; Fungi; Basidiomycota; Exobasidiomycetes; Ceraceosorales; Ceraceosoraceae
Exons: 2
Coding region: 253-1602 (449 amino acids)
Source: RefSeq, a predicted model, not a curated record